AUGGCAGACUUCGCGCUUGGGUUAGCCAAGACGGCGGUGGAGGGGACCCUGAGCAGGGUCCAAUCCGCGAUCGAUGAAGAGAACACGCUGCAGGCGGCGGCGCAGCAAGACCUGGUAUUCAUCACUGGGGAAUUCCAGAUGAUGCAGUCCUUUUUGAAAGUCGCCAGCAAGGAGCGUGUUGGAAAUGAAGUGGUGAAGACCUGGGUGCGGCAGCUCCGUGACCUGGCCUUCGAUGUUGAAGACUGCGUCGAGUUCGUUAUCCACCUGGAUAAUGACUCGACCUGGAACUGGGUGUGGCGCAUGGUACCAUCCUGCAUGGCACCACCUCGGAGUCGUGACCUCGACGACGCGGUGACUGAGUUGAAGCAACUCAAGGCCAGGGUCGAGGAGGUGAGCCAGAGGAACACCCGCUACAAUCUCAUCAGCGACUCCGGCUCCAAUCACGUCUCACAGCCACCGGCGGUGCAGCUGGCCACCACCAGCCCAUCAACAAUGGACAUUCUGAUGGAGCUAUGGGAGGCCAAUGGGAAGCACCGUGGUGUUUGCAACCUACAAAAGUUAAUAACCAACGAGGGCAAUGACCUUCAGGUAAUAUCUUUGUGGGGAAGUGAAGUAUCUGAUAUUGAGGUGGCGCAGAUUAUCAAAAAGGCUUAUUGCAACCCCGAAAUCUGCCACAUAUUCAGAAGUCGUGCCUGGGUAAAGCUGAUGCAUCCAUUUAACGCAGACAAGUUUCGCAAGAACUUGCAGACUCAGUUACAAGCCAGCUCUCCGUCUUGCACAGCUGUCGAUUUCAAUGGCAAGAUUUCAAAAGAAGAUCUGAUGAAGCGGUUGACUCGGCAGAGAUAUCUGGUCAUCCUUGAAGGAAUAUCCAGUGUUGUGGAAUGGGAUAUCAUCAGAACGUACCUGCCAGACAAUAAGAAUGGCAGCCGGAUCGUUGUGUCCACGAAGCAGCUAGGGGAUGCAAUUUAUUUCACGGGGGGGCAAUACCGAGUAUCAGUGCUCAGAGAGUUCAUUGGUGGUCAUUAUCUUUGUGCAUUUUUUAAGAAGGGUUCAGGGCGUCGAAAUUUCAUGGGCAACCUUAUUGGGCUACUAAGUCGUCCUGGUGUGAUCUCUGUUUGGGGGGCUGGUGAUGACAAAUCAACUCUUGUCAAAGAACUGUUCGACUUCAUACCGAAUGGGAAUGAAAAAAUAUUAAACUCUCAAGCGGCAGAAGGUAUGUUCUACGUAUGGGUUGAUGUGGCCCAUCGAUUCAUUUUGGAGGACUUUUUCCUGAGCUUGUUGCGGUCGUUCUGUAAGGAUGAUACCGAAUCUAACAAGUAUGCGGAGGCAGAGUCACAUCUUCAUUGGGUUAUUUAUGAUAAAAAAAUCCGCCAGUGCCUGGUAGUUAUUAACGGUCUUCAGUCCACCAAGGAGUGGCAGUUGAUAAAAAGUGCAUUAGAAAAUAUGCAUAUUAAUAUUUAUAUCAUUGUCAUAACGAAUCAUGAAAGUGUGGCCACAAGCUGUGUAGCUAAUGGGAAUCGUGUGCUCAACGUCAACAACCUGGCCCUUCGUCCUUCCAUGCAGGUAUGCCAACUCCAAUAACCUUAUUUAUCCUUUACUGUCCUCGUGUAGUCUGCCUGCCAGUUUAUCUUUGUACCUAUUUUUAUCUUAGGUAAAAAAAUUAAAUCACAUUAUGACCAGUGUUUGAUGUUGUUGUUCUCAUGGCUCUGUGGCCUUAUCUCAUCUAAACAACUUUGGUGUACCAUCCGAGAAGUUUGUAGUGUCACCUAUUCUUAUAUGCAAGAUUUCA
Messenger RNA from Triticum aestivum (bread wheat), 1789 nucleotides. Its product is annotated as disease resistance protein RPP13-like. Bases 1 to 1581 code for a protein of 526 amino acids. The transcript is spliced from 2 exons. Gene Ontology annotation, molecular function: ADP binding. The record is from RefSeq and is a predicted model, not a curated record. Lineage: Eukaryota; Viridiplantae; Streptophyta; Magnoliopsida; Poales; Poaceae.